GCCUUUUCGAACCCUCUCUCACCACAUCAUCCGCGCGGGCAGCAGCCUACAACUCUUCUAUUUGCUUUACCAACAACCAACAGCCCGUGUAUUUCUGCUGCCGCUUUCUCACACAUUACAUCAACCGCCAAAAUGGUUGUCGAUACUGCCUAUUACGACACACUCGGUGUCCAGCCCACCGCCACGGAGCUCGAGAUUAAGAAAGCAUACCGCAAGCUUGCCAUCAUCCACCACCCGGACAAGAACCCCAACGACCCGACCGCCCACGAAAAGUUCCAGGCUAUCGGCGAAGCUUACCAAGUCCUAUCCGACACCGAUUUGCGCAAAGCCUACGACAAGUUUGGCAAAGACCAUGCUAAACCUCAGGAGGGCUUUGCCGACCCGGCCGAAUUCUUCACAUCCAUCUUUGGUGGCGAUGCCUUUGUCGACUGGAUUGGUGAGAUCUCACUUAUGAAGGAUCUGACCGCCACUAUGGAUAUCACCAUGAACGAGGAGAUGGAGCAGGCCGAGGCCGAGGCUGCCGCCGCUGCUGCUGCUUCCUCUGAAGCCCAGGAGGGCGCAAAGGAUGGAGAGUUCCCCGGCACUGAGGAGGCCCUCAAGGCCAGCAUGCAGGAUCAGGAGAAGCCUGCUGCUGCUGCCGCCGCUGCCCCUCCUCCCACCGUCGUCGUUGAAGAGGACAAGACCACCACCGCCGCGUCUCCCUCUCUCCCCCCACGAAGUGAUGCCAAGUCGCCCGCCCCUUCGACCGGCUCGUUUAGCCGCACCCAGAUUCCCCUCCGUCCUGCGCUCAUGGACAAAGCCCACGCCGAAUCCGAGACCGACCUGUCCGAGGAGGCCCUCAAGGCCAAGGAAAAGAAGAAGGCUGGCCUCACUAAGGAGCAGCGCGAGCAGCUCGCUGCCUUUGAGCAAGAGAGAGCCCGUGUCCGCAAAGAACGUGUCGACACAUUGUCCCAGAAGCUGCUUGACCGCCUCAGCGUAUGGACCGAGACUGAUAAGGGAGCUGACGUCACCAAGGCUUUCCAGGACAAGAUGCACCUCGAGGUUGAGAACCUCAAGAUGGAGUCCUUUGGUAUUGAUAUCCUCCACGCCAUUGGCCAAACAUAUGUCUCCAAGGGCUCCAACCUGCUCCGCAGCCAAAAGUUCCUUGGUAUCGGCGGCUUCUUCAGCCGUCUCCGCGACAAGGGAACCUUGGUCAAGGAUACCUGGAACACCAUCAGCAGUGCCAUUGACGCCCAGCAGACCAUGGAGGACAUGGCCAAGAUGGAAGAGAAGGGUGGCGAGGACUGGACUGAGGAGCGCCGCGUCGAGUACGAGCGCCGUGUCACGGGCAAGAUCCUGACUGCCGCCUGGCGUGGCAGCAAGUUUGAGAUCCAGAGCGUCUUGCGCGAGGUCUGCGACAAUGUCCUGAACGACAAGAAGGUGCCGCUUGCCAAGAGACUGGAACGUGCGCAGGCGCUCGUCCUCAUCGGUGACAUCUUCAACCGCUCCGCCCGCACUGCCGAGGAGGAGGGCGACUACCUCGUCUUUGAGCAGCUUGUUGCUGAAGCCGCCAUGAAGAAGGAAAAGGAGGAUCCCAAGAAGGCCAAGAAGGACAAGCACACUGCGGAAGCCGAGCAGGUGGCCGCCGAUGCACCCAACGUUCCCAAGCCAUCGGCAUAAAAGAACACACAAACUCCCCCGAAAAAAAAGCACGCCUCGCUCUUCCUUGCUCUCCCAUUCGACUCUCUUCACCACUCCUUAAUUAGUCUCGCCUCUUCUUCCUCCUCCGUACUCCUUGACACCCUUCUUUCUUCCCUGUACAGAGCGGGCUGCAAGCAUAAUCAGGUGUUUGUUUAUACAGUCGACCUUUGGUCGAUCACGACUAGAUGAUUAGAUCAGCAAAGCGGAUAUCUCUUUGAGCCACGCCCUUGGUCGCUUCACACGUUAUGAAGCAGACAGCAGCAGCAGUAGCCGUAAUAUUUUGUGCCCUUUUCUGUCCCAUUUACAUACUAAUUUGGACAAUGAAAAAGGCUGGAUUCACAGUUUGACAUUUGUUAGAUAGAUUAAAAAAACACUCCCAUCCACCUUUUGCUACCACAUAUACAACUCUUCAGUCUGUGACUUGUCCUCAUAGUCUCAAAGUCUCUUUAAAGUAUACAUCACAUGUACGUCAGCAAUUCAAAUAUGCAAAAAAGGUGUUUGUAGAUUGUUUCUUUCUGUAUCUAUUGUCUUCUUUUGACAGCUACCUCCGACGUUGCUGUAGUUUCUCGUCAUCAUGGCCUCCAGCAAAAGAGCGGUCGAAUGAAAGAAUAAAGUGUAAAAAAAGAAUGAUCUCCUAUAUAAACCAUGCCGUCCCCAAGGGUAUCUGUUAAUAUUACAUGUGUAUAGCGAAAUAAGGCCAAGCAAGGAUGGUGGGCAGAUGAAAGCAAACGACGCAGAGCCGUCGAGGCAAAGGGGUGUAAAUGGGUGGCAACAAAUGAAAAACACAAUGAAAGGCUCGUAAUGUCAAAAAUAAGGAUGCGGUAGAGCAGUUGCGCUCUGGUAAUGCGGUGCUGGUGCUUGCGAAUGGAAACAAUCAUCGCUGAUGACUGCAGGUAGACGUGAGAGUGGUGUUGGUGGCCAUCGUCCGGCGUCCUGGCCGUGACGUGCCGGUUUCUGCUUUCGAUAUAUGGCUGGGCAAACUACUGGGAUCCUUCGCCAGCUUGUAACUCUAUGCCGCUGUCGCGGUCUUGUGCUCCCUUCAUCCACGAUGGCUCAAGGCUCUGUUCUGAAGUUGGGGGUGGUGUCGUUUCGUUUGCAUGUGAGGCGUCUUCUUCUUCAUCCAGCGGUGUGAGAAUGCGGCCGCCGAAUUUGAUAUCUGAUACGUUGACCUUGUAGGCGAGAGCCUUUUGGCCUUCCUUGAUUAGCAGGUCAGUCCAGUUGAGGCAGCGUUUAAUGCUUUGGUUCAUCUUUUGGCUGUCAACAAGGAUUUCUUGGUGCUUUGUGAGAUCAAGCUGCAAACGACGUUCGUCACGCUUCCGUCUGAGCGCGGCUGGCGAUUCAACCAAGCCCGACGGCGAGUCGGGAGGCGAAUUGAAUGAAUCAUCCAUAGAGUCAUCAUCUUCCUCCUCGUCGGUUUCUUCAUGCUCACUGAGAUCGGAUAGGUUGAUAGCGGGGUCUGUCAACGCGGCAGAGACGUUUCGACUGUUAGGUAUCGAAUUGAGCGAUAGCCUGCCUGACCUAGACAGACGACGGAAGCGUCGUAGUUCCGAGGUUUGUUUUCGGAGCUGCCUUUCCAGAGUUCGGUUGAUGGCUUCCAGUGACGCAUUGGUGAUUUCCAAGUCUUGGACCUUGCGUUCACGUCUAGCAUUGACAACCAAGUCCUGAAUGGCAGCAUCUGAAAAGGUCGACUUUGUCGGGCUUUGCACGCCCGAUGGUUCGCUCUCCUUUUCUUCCAGAGCUUCUGCUGCUCGCAGAAUCGAAGCCAUGGUCAACGAUGCUUGGGAUGGAUCCGGGCUCAGUGGCGGUGAGAUUUGCUCCGAGGGGUUUGGAGACAAGGUAAGCUUCGGCAGGGGCGGUCGUUCCGUUAAUUGUGGUUCUGUUUGAUGCCGCAGCAAGGGCGGUGCGGUUUCGAUACUGAUUCUCCGUUUCCCCUUGCCCACUCCGAGGUCAGAGGCGGCAACGCCAGGCGGCGAUGUAGCUUGAACUCUGUUAGGUGAAACAGGCGACAUGGCAGUUCUGAAGCCUUGGCCAGGUGAUCCAAGCUGCUUGAUUGGUGAAGUUGGUCGAGGAAACAGUCCGGGGCCAGUAGUGACGGAAUAGGCGCUUGUUGGUCGGCUUGUUGGGGCGGGUCGUGAGGUAGUUGAAAGGGUAGAGGCGGAAGAAGAUAUAGGCGUUGGUUGUUUGACAGGGCCAUCUGGCUGUCCGUUGGCAUAAAAGAACUUGGAUGCUGAGCUGUCCGCCGUCAAAGGCGGCAUGUUUCCGAUCUGUGUGUUUGAGGGGGGACUUGUUCGUCUAGUGGGUUCGACUGUUCCGUUGGCGUAAAAGAACGUUGCUGGUUUUUGGGACGAUGUCGGGCGUUGCUGUGAGGGUUGAGACUGCUGCUGGACAUUCUUUGCAUCGCUUGCAUAAAAGAACUUGGAGUCAGCAGAGUCUGUAGACGAGUCUGCCAGCAUGCUCGUCGGGCGUGAUGCCGCGUCCGAUGGAGCGACAGUCAGGCCAAGACCAAGCCUGCUGCCACUACUGCUGUCCCAUCCAUCACUUGUUCUAUCGUUGGCAGCAGUUGGUGCUGGAGUCGGUGUUCCAUGGAAGGUUUCGGCUCGGAUUUGUCGGCUCCCUGAGCGAGGGGUGAUGUUGGAAGCGAGGUAUGGUGCGGGGGAGUUAUUGUUGUUUGGGGUAUUGUUAUCGUCUCUGUUGGCGCCGGCCAGCAUAGGAAGAGGGCCCUGUGGCUUUCUGUUCAUGGGCGAGCCGACAGGAGAGCCCUUUGCAGCAACCUUUGGUGUGAGCGGGUUGCGGUUGAUGGCUCGUGAUGCGGCCACGCCUGGAGGCGGCGGGCGGCCUCGUUCAGCGACGGGCAUGGCGGUUGCAAGGUAUAAGCGCUCGGGUGAUGAUGAGCGCGUGUCGAGGUUAGCGAGCAGUCAUUUUGGCUGCGAUCCGUGGCGAGUUCGCAGCGAGAAUUGGGCAGAACGCGAGGGGCGGUGACGCUGGUUGCAACGGGAGACGCCAGAAAGCGACGAUGGCGUGAAACGUGUUUUUGGUGGUGCCCAGCGUCGCAGAUUAUGUCAGGAGGAGCCGAGACCAAGAAUGGAGGCUGCUUGUUGACGCAGUGUUCUAUAGUGAUGCUGUAUGUGUGGUUAAGGCCAAAAAGGAUGAUAAAAACAAGCAAAAGUCAAAAUGUAAAAUAAAUAGAAACACAAUCAAAGGCAGCGCCCAGGAGUUGGGAUGGAUGUACAUCUGCAAAAUGCGGGACAUUAGGGGCAAUGGCUCUAACUUUAGCGGGC
This is a messenger RNA of [Torrubiella] hemipterigena, 4958 nucleotides long. The record is from the annotation of a GenBank genome assembly. Lineage: Eukaryota; Fungi; Ascomycota; Sordariomycetes; Hypocreales; Clavicipitaceae.